Bicyclus anynana (squinting bush brown) is the source of this 2289-nucleotide messenger RNA. It is a transcript of the gene veli, whose product is annotated as protein lin-7 homolog C. Gene Ontology annotation, molecular function: protein binding. Bases 104 to 703 code for a protein of 199 amino acids. Gene Ontology annotation, biological process: maintenance of epithelial cell apical/basal polarity; protein localization to basolateral plasma membrane; neurotransmitter secretion. The transcript has a single exon. NCBI's taxonomy places the organism in Eukaryota, Metazoa, Arthropoda, Insecta, Lepidoptera, Nymphalidae. Gene Ontology annotation, cellular component: synapse; basolateral plasma membrane; cell-cell junction. The record is from RefSeq and is a predicted model, not a curated record.
UUUGACAGUUUGGAAUUUUAAUUUCCCUUCCCUUCUCGUCUAAAGUAUUGAUUUAUCCUAAAAUUGCAAGUUUUGGAUUAUUUAUAUCAAAAUACAUAACAAUAUGAGUGCGAACACAGGAGAACAACUAACACUAGCACGAGAUAUCAAAAGAGCCAUUGAGCUGCUCGAAAAACUACAACAAAGUGGUGAAGUCCCAGCUACGAAGUUAGCAGCUUUACAAAAGGUAUUGCAAAGCGACUUUUUAAACGCUGUCAGGGAAGUCUACGAGCAUGUUUACGAGACUGUAGACAUUCAGGGCUCCGCAGAUAUCCGUGCAUCCGCCACUGCGAAAGCAACCGUGGCUGCUUUCGCUGCCGCAGAAGGUCAUGCCCAUCCUCGAGUGGUUGAGUUACCUAAGACUGAAGAAGGGCUUGGAUUCAACGUAAUGGGUGGUAAAGAGCAAAAUUCUCCUAUAUAUAUUUCGAGAAUCAUCCCCGGAGGAGUCGCAGACCGCCAUGGAGGUUUGAAGAGAGGUGACCAGUUACUCUCUGUCAAUGGAGUCUCUGUAGAAGGUGAAAACCAUGAAAAGGCUGUUGAAUUGCUGAAACAGGCUGUUGGAUCUGUCAAGCUUGUGGUUCGUUACACUCCAAAAGUAUUGGAAGAAAUGGAAAUGAGGUUUGACAAGCAGAGAACUGCCAGGCGGCGCCCAAACUAUAACUAAUUUGUUUAUAUCAUAUUAUUGUCAAAGCACAGAAAAUGAGAUAAAUGAUGAACAAUGACAGUAAAUUGUGUGCAAGCAGAAACUAUUUUAUGUUGUCUAGACUACUUUUUUCUUGCAUAUAGUUCUUUUUCUUGGAGUUGAGCAGAUCAAAAGUCCUUGUAUGACUUUGGUCAUUUAUGGUCUAUUAUGAUUGCCACUAACUAGAUUUCCCCUUUAUCAUGGCAUGCGAGCUGCAGCACCAAUUUCUUGAAUUAAACCUUAUUUACCUGUAAAAACUGCCUUUGAUGUAGGUAGAUAUUUGAUGUAUGAUGUAUUUAAUUAACUUGGGAAUAUAUGUUUUCUCAUGUUAAGUGUAAUCUUACAUACACUGUAUCAUGUCUUAUUGAUUGUUCAAUCCUCUAUUGGUAACUAAAGAGUAAUGAUUUAUUAUAAAUGUUUAAAAUUAGGUUAGAAAUAUGUACUUAUACUAUUUAUUCUUUUUACUUUAUUGAUGUGAUAGAAAUGUAUUAUUUGAUUGUAUUAAAAUAAUGGUUAAUUGUGCAUGUUAUGUAAAUAAGAAUCAAAUUGUUAUCAUUAUAAAUAAUAUUCCAACACUUAUAUUAUUAGAUUCACUAAGUCAUAGUCUUAGAAAUGUAGGUUGUAGAUUUUAAAGUAACCACAGAGUCAAAAAUACUUCAAAUGCAUGUUUUAUAAUGUAACUAGCAGACACCCGCGACAAAUUCAGUUAUUCACAAACCCCACGGGAGCCAUGGAUUUUUCCAAGAUGUAAAGUAAAUUUGUUAAUCCAGAAUAAAAAGUAUUUCCAUUCCAAAUUUCAGCCAAAUCGCUUCAGUAGUAGCGGCGUCCAUUCAAACAAACAUCCAUUCAACCUUUUGUGUUUAUUAUAUUUGUAGGGUAUAUGGAUAUAAUUUAUAAAGGAUCAGUUUAAUAAAAAUUAUACAUACAAUUAGUAUUGUGCAAAUGCAUCACUGCCACACACAGUUAAUUUUCUUAAAAUGGCUUAAUAUAACAAUUUUUUUCAAUAGAUUUAACAACUAUGUAUUCCUAUUUUCUAUAGAAAAGUUUUUGUUAUAGGAAAUAAUUUAAAAGCAACAGUAUCUUGUACCGAAUCAUAAAUCUAUGAUUAAAGAUAAUCCAAAACGAUGUUUUUUACAAUAAGUAGAUAUGAUUUAUAAGAAAGACAGUUUUAUGCACGUAUACUCCUACAAGUAUGUCUGUACUACAGCGAGUCGUCACAGGGAUUCGCUGGAUGCAGGUGGCUUAGUAUUGUGAUGUUUGCAAGUCCCUACAAAAGGCUUAUGUCUUGUAGUGGACGUCCAUCAGCUGAUAUGAUGCUGAUGAUAAUGACUCCUACAAGUACUAUUGUGCAAAUGGCUCGUUUACAUUUUUCAGUUGUCUGAGCAACUAUGUAGAAGUUUUUGAAAUAGGCAAUCAUUUAAAAGUUUUAGCUCAAAAAGCUAUUUUAGGUGGUUGUGUUAUUUUAAAAGCCAUUUCAAAAAAUUAUAAUCUGAUAAUUAUCCCAAAAACUACCUAUGCACCAUAAAAUUUGUUAAAUAUAAGAGUAUCAAAUAAAACAUGAAAUCUUA